AUGACGAGGAGGAUGAAGGUCGCCGAGGUGCUCCGGACCCAUGGGCUUCCAGCCACGCAGCUUCCCACGAGCAAGAAUGCCGGGAGGGAGAUGGCGACGGCCAUGAAGAGCUUCUGCACCUCGCCGGAGGCUUUUGUGCUGCUUCUGUCAGUGGACCACGUGGCCUUGGGGACAAACCUCACUGCGGCCAGUCAUGUGGUCCUUGUCCAUCCCCUGAAUGCGGAGAGCCUGAGCUCGGCAGUGGCAUAUGAGAAGCAGGCCCUGGCCCGAGUCCGCCGCGUGGGGCAGGCUGAAGGCAAGAUCCAUGUCUGGCGCUUUGUGACAAGGCAGACAAUCGAAGAGGAGAUGCACAAGUUGCAUAUCUCUCACUGCAGCGCAGCUGCAGGGGCGUGA
This is a messenger RNA of Symbiodinium natans, 393 nucleotides long. Lineage: Eukaryota; Dinophyceae; Suessiales; Symbiodiniaceae. The record is from the annotation of a GenBank genome assembly.